UCCCCUCCUAUCCCCUUAUCCACUCAACACUCCGCACCUGGCCACCCCGAAGCGAAAUGGCAGCGGCAUCCCACUGAACCCUUCCCGUCGUCGACGCCUCCUCGACCCUCUCCUGCUCGCUCACGCCGGCGCAAUGGCCACGACCGUAGCCUCCUCCGCGUUCCUCUCCUCCGCCUUCGCCCCGCUCCCCCGCCACAGCCGCCUGGCCAGGCACGCGCCGCGCCGCGCCGCCGUGGCCGGCUUGUCCGUGCGGUGCGAGCAGAGCGACAAGCAGAAGAGGCAGCCGCUCUCCGCGCUCGUGCCCCGCGAGGAGCGCUUCAUGUUCGAGGGCGACGAGCUCUGCGGCCCCGACAUAUGGAAUACAACAUGGUAUCCUAAGGCUGCAGAUCAUGUAACUACUGAAAAGACAUGGUACGUUGUUGACGCAACGGACAAGAUUCUAGGCAGGCUAGCAUCCACCAUUGCAGUACAUAUCAGAGGAAAGAAUGAGCCCACAUACACUCCAAGUGUGGACAUGGGUGCUUUUGUUAUUGUGGUUAAUGCUGAGAAGGUUGCUGUUUCUGGUAAAAAGCGGUCACAGAAGCUCUACAGGAGGCACUCUGGACGGCCUGGAGGAAUGAAAGUAGAAACAUUUGACCAGCUUCAGAAAAGGAUUCCAGAAAGAAUCAUUGAACAUGCAGUGCGUGGCAUGCUUCCCAAGGGCAGGCUGGGAAGAAGGCUGUUUACCCACCUCAAGGUUUACAAAGGAACGGAACAUCCGCACGAGGCUCAAAAGCCUGUUCCACUGCCUAUCAGGGAUAAAAGAAUACAGAAGACUGACUAGAGAAUCCAUGUCGACUGAAAAAGAUGCAGCAAUGAAUUCCUCUUCUCAAGGUUUUGCCCAGUGUUUGGAAUGCUAUCCUAAUUCACGCGUCUGCCAGAUUGAGUCUAAAUUUUUUUGUAAUUUGAUUUUCCUCCCAAAGAUUAAAAAUCUUCCGUUCAUAUUUCUACCCGAUGACUAGUCAUGUAAUAUACUAAUCUGGUACGGUUUAAAUCAUCCCAAAAUUUCUGUUUGUUCAA
Phragmites australis (common reed) is the source of this 1059-nucleotide messenger RNA. RefSeq names its product large ribosomal subunit protein uL13c-like. The transcript is spliced from 4 exons. Gene Ontology annotation, biological process: translation; negative regulation of translation. The coding region runs from base 134 to 823 and encodes 229 amino acids. The record is from RefSeq and is a predicted model, not a curated record. Gene Ontology annotation, cellular component: cytosolic large ribosomal subunit; ribosome. Gene Ontology annotation, molecular function: structural constituent of ribosome; mRNA binding. Lineage: Eukaryota; Viridiplantae; Streptophyta; Magnoliopsida; Poales; Poaceae.